This is a messenger RNA of Pseudogymnoascus verrucosus, 2311 nucleotides long. It is a transcript of the gene DBP8, whose product is annotated as Putative RNA helicase. The transcript is spliced from 2 exons. Gene Ontology annotation, molecular function: RNA helicase activity; ATP binding; nucleic acid binding. The record is from RefSeq and is a predicted model, not a curated record. Bases 276 to 1847 code for a protein of 523 amino acids. NCBI's taxonomy places the organism in Eukaryota, Fungi, Ascomycota, Leotiomycetes, Thelebolales, Thelebolaceae.
CAAAAUUUAAGGGUUUGUUCGCAGGUAUGAGGUCGUAUCACAAUAAAUCGAGAUUCGAUCCCUUUUGCAUCCGAAACUCGUUGCAGGACAAAAUGCUGUGCGUGUACGAUACCCCUGGCACACCAACCCACCACUAAACUAAAGCUUGUCCUAUCGGCGUUAUCAUAGGCGCCGGCCUAAGCGCCGCAUUCCAAAUUUUGGACCCAGCUUUUCCACCAGCGAAUAAUCCGACGAAUAAGACCAUAUAUCUCUCAAACACCCCGAAACACACAAAUAUGGGGGCCAAAGCUGUCACGGACGUGCAUGAAAGUGAUGCCAGUGUUGAGGGGGACGUAUUAGAAAGCUUGAGCGAUCAUUCUGAAGAUUCGGAUUCUUUGGAUAGCACAAGCUCGAGGAAACGACGCCGUGUGGCUCCUGUAGACAGCGAUGGAGAGGAAGAAGUUCUGUUGUCUACAGUCGCAGUGCCAUCCCGCAUAAAAUCCGGCAAACCGGCUUCAGUUGCUAGCAAAGCUGCUCCUCUCCCAAUUCUCGCUGCUCCCGUCGAUCAAAAUACUACGUUCGACUCUCUUGGACUUAAGCCAUGGCUGGUCAACUCGUUAGGUUCAAUGGCGAUCCGCCGACCAACUGGGAUUCAGAAAGGAUGUAUACCAGAGAUUUUAAAUGGCAGAGAUUGCAUCGGAGGGAGUAGAACCGGUUCAGGAAAAACUGUUGCAUUUACUGCACCUAUACUACAAAAAUGGGCUGAAGACCCAAUCGGGAUUUACGCCUUAAUUCUCACACCAACGAGGGAACUUGCUCUCCAGAUUUACGAACAGGUCAAGGCGAUAUCAUCGCCCCAAUCCCUAAAACCAAUCCUCAUAACCGGCGGCGUAGACAUGCGCCCCCAAGCCCUCGCGCUCUCCGCCCGCCCGCACAUCGUAAUUGCUACUCCAGGCCGGCUCGCAGACCACAUUCGAACUUCAGGAGAAGACACAAUUAUUGGUCUACGCCGCGUCAAGGUCGUCGUUCUCGAUGAAGCGGAUCGACUUCUCGCCUCGGGAAACGCUGGCUCCAUGCUCCCCGCCGUGUCCGAGUGCCUCUCCGCCCUCCCCCCCGCAAGCGAUCGCCAAACCCUCCUUUUCACCGCAACUGUCACCCCCGAAGUACGCGCGCUCAAGGACCUCCCGCGUGCACCCGGCAAGCUCCCCCUCUUCAUCUGCGAGAUCGACGCCGCGAACCCACUCGCGCUGCCUGCCAGCCUGCAGCAGACGCACCUAAGCGUCCCCGUCACGCACCGUGAGCACUACCUACACAUGCUCCUCCUCACAGAGGCGAAUGUCAAUAAGUCCGUCAUCAUCUUCUGCAACCGCACCGUCACGGCGGAUUACCUCACGCAUUUACUGCGUCUGCUCGCGCACCGCGUCACGGCGCUACAUUCGAAGCUGCCGCAGCGACAGCGCACGGACAACCUUGCAAGAUUCCGUGCUAGCGCGGCGAGGAUCCUGGUCGCGACGGAUGUGGCGGCUAGAGGUCUUGAUAUCCCGGAGGUUGGACUAGUGGUUAAUUACGAUGUGCCGCGUGAUGCGGAUGAUUAUAUUCACCGCGUUGGACGUACGGCGCGUGCGGGAAGGAAGGGUCAGGCUGUUACGUUGGUGGGACAGAGGGAUGUGGGGCUGAUCAAGGCGAUUGAGGAGAGGGUUGGGAGGGAUAUGGAGGCAUGGGAGGAAGAGGGGGUUAAUCUCGAGACGAGGGUGCUGAAGGAUGCAUUGAAGAUUGUGGGAGAGAAGAGGAGAGAGGCUUGGGUGGAGAUUGAGGAGGGCAGGGAGGUUGGAGGGAAGAGGAAAACGGGAAUGCGUAGGCUAGCGUGAUAGGCUGGUUGAUUUGAAUUCUGGAUAUCCACACCGCAUCACGCAUCAUCAGGUGGCAAUCACUGUGUGUGGGUGCUGACAGUACAUGACAUGAAGCAAGGAAGCUUUUGUACAUUUGUGUCCCCCAUGAGGUCUGGGCGCUAAAAACGGGUUGCUCAUUGAAGCAAUGUUAUAAUAUUCCUUUAGCACUCGUGCCACCCACAUGGAUAUCUGGUCAUGACAUCACGAGACGCGUAGACAGGAGAGAUUGGUAAACCCCAAAUGAUCGUUCUUUAUUCACGGACUCGAUUUAUGUCAUUGCCGGAAUCGAAAUAGUGGCGAUAGUCCAAACUUUCCCCCCUUCAGAAGAAGCAAAGCCAGUAUAGGUAGUGCCGCCAGACACGCCCAGAGUAUUACCAAAGGUCGGAUCAGCUUCCGCCAAUGUGAUGACUGUGUUUUUGUACGUCUGAGGGGCAAUUGUCCCC